AUGAUGGGAAACAGUAUAUCGGUCCGCAUGCUCGAAUACCUCAGCACAGUGAAGAACCAUCCUCAUGGCUUUCGUGAACUUGCCAUGGACUUCCUCGAUAUUUGUCGUAUCCUCUGGUCUAUCGAGGCCGGCCUGACCGAGGCAUCUCGUACCCACAACCAGUUUCCGAGCGACAUGGUGCAGGAGCUUGACAAGAAAUUUCGGCAAACCAAUGACGACUUCAUUGUUCUGAACCAGAUGCUUGUCAAGUACUUAGAAUACGAGAAGAAAGGCGGCUUCGCGAGACUUCAAAAAGGAUGGCGCAUGAUGUUCGCCGACACCAACAUUCACAAAAUGAGAGAGUCUCUAGCCAAAAGUCGAGAUGCUUUGAGAAUGAGCGCUCUAGUCUUCAGGUGGUCUCUUGGAGAUGCCAAGGCGAACUCAAAUAUCGGCAUUGGCUAUACUGGUCUAGCUGCAGCUCUUGAGCGCAUGAACACUACUCGGCCAACAACCGUAAUCCCUCCAGUCUCUGCGCCCAUUUCAGAAAGAGACAGCGCCGUUGACAUGGGCCCUCACUCCUUACAUUCCCGCUCGCCACACUCGACACAUGAUGGUCCUGAGCUACCUCCACAACUGCCGCCGAUGUCAAUUCUGGAAAGGACAUCGGCAUCCGACCUCAUUCGCGACACAACCCAUCACAGUGGCGCAUACCCUGAACGCCAGGGUUCAAGGCUGGAGUCGAGGUCUAUCGCCAGUACACGAUCCAGCAAGGUGAUGCAGCCGUCGGUGUCAGCCAGAGAAGUCUCUAUUCGGGACGCCUCACUCAGGGAUGUUUCAGUCCGAGACCAUCGCUCAGCAUCAAGGAACGGGAGCCUUCAACCUGAGGGUACCAUUCGUGACAUUCGUGACGAUCAUGACGACCUUGAUGACAGAGCUUCAAUCAAUACCACGGAGACAGAGACACUGAUUGAGGACAUGAUCCAGGAGCUCGAGCUUAACGACAACACUGCACCAACACAAGUCACGCGCAUCAAGGCCGAUCUCACCACGGUACCUCGCUGGACACCAAGGCACUCGUCUGGAGCAAAUUCCGCGGGCUUGAGGGCUGCUUUGAUGAACGCCGUCCACCAAAAGAAGCACAAGAUGAUCGAGCAGUUGCUUGAUCGCGGCGUGCCACCGGACACUGGCCCGGAAAUCAACAUCCUUCGAGAAGCUGUCCUGAAUCGCGACCCAGAGACAACAAGAUUGCUUCUGCUGUUCGGCGCAGAUGCGAACGGCUUUGACAAGGAUGGUUUCACACCGCUAUACUCUGCAACGGAGCUAUCUUUCCUUGAGGGCGCGAAGAUGCUGAUCAAGUACGGUGCUGAUCCCAACCUCUCCGCCGGCCCAGAGUCUGAAUCGCCUCUCGCCAUGGCGGUCUCUGAAAACAAGCUUGAAUUUGUCCAGCUGUACCUCAUGUAUGGCGGAGAUCCGAACCAUGUCAUGGCCAACGGCAAUACAGUCUUCAUCAAGGCGAUGAACAAGAGCACACCAAAGAGGCUCGUCGAGCUCAUGCUGAACUACGGCAGUGACCCGAACGGCAAGAACGGCGAGGGCAAGUCGCCCCUGUUCGAAGCUAUCUCGGUGCAGCGUGUCGACCUCAUGACGGUACUUCUUGACCGUGGAGCGAACCCCAAUCUUCCCGGACCAAAGCAUCUGCUUUGGCCGGCUGUCUACCACCCUCAAUGCUUGAGCCUGCUUCUAUCACGAGGUGCUGAGCCUAGGAAGUGCCCGGGCAUCAUGGAGCUGGCAACUAGCAUCAAUAAUCUCGAGUCGGUACGCGUCUUACUCAAAGCCGGUGUGAACCCGAACGCGAAGAAGGACGGUGUCUACACGCCGCUUUGCUCCGCAAUCCGUGACAAUCGCGGCGAGAUUGUGACGCUACUGCUCGCGAACGGCGCGGACCCCAAUGUCAUGGCUUCUGAGUAUCCUUGUUUCAAGUGCGUCACGCACCACCGUGCCCACCUCCUACCACAGGUCGUGGCAGCUGGUGGAGAUCUCAACAAUCCAAAGGGCAUUAUCGAGAAGGCAGUCGAGCACAACAACAAAGAGGCUCUGAUGUACCUCCUCGACGCCGGCGUCAGCCCUAAUGACAAGGCGCCCGAGGGUUUCACUCCGUUGACCACUGCCAUUCGCGAGGACCGCGGCGAGUUCGUCGAUCUCCUCUUGGCUCGCGGUGCCGACCCUGCUAUUCGCGGACAAGACUGGCCGAUUUGCAUGGCAGUGAAGCGUCCAAACAUCCUGAAGAAGCUUCUGCCGUCUGUGGAGAACCCGCGCGCCUUCAAGGGUGUCAUGGAGAUGGCAGUAGUUGCUAACCAGCUCGAGAGCAUCAAGCUUCUCCUACAGGCUGGUGUCAGCGUGGAGGACAAGAACGGUGGUGUGUUCUCGCCUCUCACCACAGCCAUCCGUGAGGAUCGCAAGGAGAUCACCCGCUUCCUGCUAGAAGAAGGCGGUGCCGACGUCAAUGCUCCGGGUGAGCAUCUGCCGCUCAUCAAGGCCAUUCGCCGCUUCCGUGGUGACACUGAGUACAUUGAAAUGCUCCUAGAGCGCGGCGCCGACAUCAACCUGAUGUAUCGGGGCUGGAACGCCGUGCUGCAAGCCGUUGAGAACGGUGAUGCCCAGAUCCUUAAGCUGCUGGUGGAGAAGGGCAACGGCGUCGACCUGCAAGCCAAGGACGAGUCAGGCCGAACAGUCAUGGAGGUUGUCCAGAGCCGAGGCUGGGACGAGGCCGUAACCAUCUUGCUUGGUAAUGGUGCGGAUGCUCGGCGGUAG
Messenger RNA from Phaeoacremonium minimum UCRPA7, 2790 nucleotides. RefSeq names its product putative ankyrin repeat domain containing protein. The record is from RefSeq and is a predicted model, not a curated record. Gene Ontology annotation, molecular function: protein binding. Bases 1 to 2790 code for a protein of 929 amino acids. The transcript has a single exon. Lineage: Eukaryota; Fungi; Ascomycota; Sordariomycetes; Togniniales; Togniniaceae.